AUGGCGGGGGCUAGGGUGCUACCACUUGUUACCACUCCCACCAUCGCCAACAUCAAGCUCCACCACGUACUGAUCGACGGAGGUGCCGAUCUCAACGUCAUCAGCUGUACAACAUUCAAGCAGCUGCAGAUCCCGAAGUCCAAGCUAGACCCAUCUCGCGCAUUCUCCGGAGUGGGCCCACAUCCCGUCUACCCGGUGGGGACCAUCUCCCUGCCGGUCACGUUCGGGACUGAGGAAAACUUCCGCACAGAGAACGUACAGUUCGAUGUUGCGGAGGUGAACCUCCCAUUCAAUGCCAUCAUUGGCAGGCUGGCUCUGUACCGGUUCAUGGCCGUUGCGCAUUAUGGGUAUCUGGUCCUCAAGAUGCCAUCCCCUGCAGUAAUCCUCACCGUGCAGGUCGACCAGACCGCUGCUGUAGUGGCAGUUGAGAAGCUACAUGCAUUGGCAACGGGCCUCAUCCCAGCUUCAAGACUAGAGAAGCGAAUUCCCUUCUAG
Panicum hallii is the source of this 495-nucleotide messenger RNA. RefSeq lists its product as uncharacterized. NCBI's taxonomy places the organism in Eukaryota, Viridiplantae, Streptophyta, Magnoliopsida, Poales, Poaceae. The record is from RefSeq and is a predicted model, not a curated record. The transcript is spliced from 2 exons. The coding region runs from base 1 to 495 and encodes 164 amino acids.